UAAAUUUGUAACUCAGAAAAAUGUCUGUGUAUCAUAUUAUCGUCGCCAAAAUACUGACUUCUCCAAAAUUGGAGAAGCCAUUUAUCCUGUUCGAUCUCUGAUGAGAUGACAGGAAGGUUCCAAAAAAUGUAGAGAAGGAUCUGAAGAGCGAAAAGAUAAUCAAAAAUGAUGUUAAAGAGUUUUUAGCUGAUCCUGAUCCGGACUGAUUCCUUCAGAAGGAAUUCAUUAGUGACCAGCUCCUUAAGACAAUAUUUUUCAAGCCUGAUAAAACAGACCUUGAGAUAGACCAACCUUCUUAUGUACUUUAUAUAUCAUGAAUAACAGAUUUGGCAAUAAACGAAAGAAAAGUAGGAAGCUUUCUUAAAGAACUUUGCAGGGUUAUAAGAGACAACCACCAAGCGGAAAUUAAGGAUAAAUAACUCUAAAAUAGACACAGUUUUUGCUAAUGCUUGAUGGCAGACUAUUGAUAACUUUAACUUGGGCCCCUACGACUCUGCAACAGGAGAAGGAGGCCCUGUCAUUAAUUUUUAAGAAUGUUAGACUUGGAGGAGAGAAAAUUGAGAAACUCAAGCAAAGCCUUCUUGAUAGUAUUAUCAAAAUGAAUGAUAACCGAGAGCAAGUUGAAAAACUCAACGCCAAUGCUCAAAAUCUCAGACAAGAAGCUUACAAGUUCAAAAAGCAAGCUCAAGAGGUUGAAGAUGAAAUGAAGAAGAGGAACAGGUGGUGUACGAAACGGUUUAUAUUCCUAUACCUCAUAAUCACCAUUCUUGUCCUUGCUGCCAUCAUUAUUGUGCUUAUCCUAAAGCUCUAAGUUCUCAGGAAUGUUCACUAAUAUAACUUCUACUCAAUAACACAGAAU
This is a messenger RNA of Moneuplotes crassus, 859 nucleotides long. The record is from the annotation of a GenBank genome assembly. Lineage: Eukaryota; Ciliophora; Spirotrichea; Euplotida; Euplotidae.